AUGUGCGCUAAGGCCGGUCUUCUGCUCCUGCUGCUCCUCGCCUGCUGUGUUUGGUCAGCAGAGUCUCAGGGUGAAGGAAGGAGACAAAGCAUCUGGGAUGAGCCCAUCAAAUUCAGCACCAAGAACAAAGAUUUGUGCACGAUGGUCGUCACCGGUCAUGGGGAAUACACCAGGCUGAGGCUGUCGUGUCAGAGCAACAAGCGCUCCUACUGGUGUGAAUACCUGGGCAAGCCUUACACCUGCCGCUCCUACAGCAAAAACCCUCGUCACUACUUCGUCCAGAUGAUGUGGGGCCUCAGGAAGCUCCAGAAUGCCUGCAUGGGGCCGAAGCAGAUUAAACCUCAUAUGUGCAGGAAGGCAGCAGACGAGUCUCAGAUGGUUUUCUCAUCUGCAUCCUUCUCCCGGCAGUGGCCAGAGAUCUCAACCAGAGCAAGACCAGCAGCAGCAAAACCUCAGCCUCAACCCCAGCCUCAGCCUCGAUCUCAGCCUCAACCCCAGCCUCAACCUCGAUCUCCUCCACAGCCCCAACCUCGACCUGCACCCACAAGGUCUGAUCCGUCAAGGCAUGCAUCUAUCCCAAGAUUCUCCACAAGAUUUCCGACCCAGAGGAGACCCGGUGCACAACCAACAGACCCUUCUGUUGAGAGCAAUGCAAAGAGGAUCGCUCGGCAGUACUGCUGGAGAUCACUUCAUGGAGUCUGCUCUUACGUUAUUGGUCUGUUUCGGAAUUAA
Messenger RNA from Xyrichtys novacula (pearly razorfish), 732 nucleotides. NCBI's taxonomy places the organism in Eukaryota, Metazoa, Chordata, Actinopteri, Labriformes, Labridae. The record is from the annotation of a GenBank genome assembly.